AUCAUAAAUGUAUCCUAUUCUGCCUUCUUUAUCCACUCAAGAGGAUCCGUAGUUGUCAGCCUGCAGAGGGCGGUAUUGCUGCAUAAAGCGCUGCGGAACGUAGUUGUAUGGAAAAUAUUCGAGUCGGUAUGUAAACAGUGUAGCACAUCGGACGUUGGGAGUGUUUUUCUUAGAGAAAUUUAUGUACAAGUGGCUAGUCUAACCUACGAAAGUUAUCUUAGACUAUCUGUGGUGAUGAAACUGUGCCAGACUCUCAGAAAUGUCGACAGAUUCAGGACAGUGUUUGACUUUGGAGGCCGGGAGGUGGCUCACUGGUUCCCAGGACACAUGGCGAAAGGAUUGAAGCAGAUGAAAGCCAACCUCAAGAAUGUGGACUGCAUCCUAGAAAUCCAUGAUGCCCGAAUCCCCUUGUCUGGAAGAAACCCCAUAUUUCAGGACUCACUGAAUGUAAGGCCACAUCUCCUUGUUCUGAACAAGAUGGACCUCGCUGAUCUAUCCAACAAGCAGAAAAUCUUGAAGAAACUAGAAAAUUAUGGGGUGAGGAACGUUCUCUUUACGGACUGUUUAAAGCAAAGAGAUGACAACGUCAAAAAGUUGGUGCCAUUGGUGAUGGAAUUAAUUAAUACCAGUGACCGUUUUAACAGGGAUGAGAAUAGAGAUUACUGCCUCAUGGUGAUCGGAGUGCCCAAUGUGGGGAAGUCAUCACUUAUUAACGCAAUGAGAAGAACAAAUGUUAAAAAAGGCCGUGCAUCGCGAGUGGGUGGGGAGCCAGGGAUAACUAAAGCUCUCCUGACUAAAAUACAGGUUUCUGAGAGACCGUUAAUGUACCUGCUUGACACACCCGGCGUGUUACCCCCUAAGAUCGAGAGCGUGGAGACGGGCAUGAAGUUGGCUCUAUGUGGAACUAUCCUGGACCAUUUGGUGGGUGAAGAUGUUAUUGCAGACUACCUGCUCUUUUCUUUGAACCGACUCGGGAGGUUUGGAUACGUAGAGAAAUAUGACCUCCAAGAGCCAAGUGACGACAUCCAGCACGUCCUCAAACGUAUCGCUGUGAAACUCAGAAAAACUCAGCGAGUCAAAGCCAUCACUGGAGUAGGAAACAUCACUGUCACCAUCCCAAACUACACGGCAGCAGCUUACAAUUUCAUCAGAGCAUUCAGGAAAGGAGAACUGGGACAAGUACUGCUGGACUGACCUGAGACAUUUUUAGAUUUAUUCACCUCUUAAAUGUCCACAAAAGAGGACUGCUUAUGUCUCCUCUGUUGUUUUGCAGAGGUCAACCUCCACAUACUAUUUGUAGAUAAAAGUGUUUAGCUUAAAUAUCCUGGAAAGUUAAUUUAGUAAGACAGAAGGCAGGAGGUUAAUAUGGUUAAAACAGUUUAUUUAUUAGCAGAGAGACAGUGAUUACAAACCGUUUAUUUAAUAUGUACACAAGAGUUGCAGAGUAUAAUUGAGUGCACUUUUAGCUAUGGAACAGUCUGUUGCUCCUGAGAGAGACCCUUUGGGAGGAUGAACACAAGACGAAAACAAGAGAAAGGAGUAAAUACAAAGAGCAUUCUGCUUGAUGUUUGUGACAAAUCUCAAAACCCAAGAUGCUAUAAAAAAAACAUGGAAAAAGGAAAUUGGGGAAAAUGCUUUGUCUAGGACAUAAGAUAAUAAGAACAUGAACCAAAGCGUUUUGGGGAAAUUAAGUUUGUGCAUGAAAGCAAUAAAUAUUAAAAGUCCAAAAGUUCGAUCUGACUGUGAGAAAAGAUUAGCAGCAUUAAUUUCAUACAGAAUUAUGUUGGUUCCAACUUGAUCUCAGUCUGCUGUUCAUGUGUCAACAAUUAUUGGAUCAAAGUCUGCUUAAACGACCCAUAAAUCUGUUGGUGAGGUGCAGAGAACUUUGCAAUAAAAAUUUAUAUUUGUAAAAAUAUUGGCAGUGUAGUUACAACUGUAUGAAAACAGUUGAAUUUGGCUCUUUGUGUUUUUCAGACAUAGCAUUUUGCAUGGUGCAUAUGUUUAAAAGGUAAACAGUGAGGGAAUACAAUGCUGGUAAUGUUGUUUCCACUAGUAUAAAAUCACUAUAGAUACAUACAGCACAAUAAUGUAUUUGUGACAGUACUUCUAAUCUGGGCUUCUUAAGAUCAGAAAUUUAUCCUAAAAUGAUGGAAAUGUAUCUACUGUAUAAAGUCCAACGCGAGUCCAUACUUUGCGGAAAAUGUUGCAAUAAUAACAUUGACAACAUUAGAGAGAAAGGAUCCGUUCUGAGUUGAGCUCGACAUUAACGCAUCAAAGUAAUUGGUCCUGUUGUAGUAAUCCAGCUCCUCCUCCGAGCUGUCCGUGUUGCUGCGGCGGUAGGCGGACGCGUACCAUUUGUCUGCCGAUAAGGCCACCGCGGCUCCGGCCGCUGCAGCGCUCGCCACCCUCACCGGGGACGACCGGCCAGCGACCCUGAACCUAGAGCGCGUCCCGCCGUAGGCUCCGCCUCCCCGGUAGGUCCCUGCUGUGGAGCUGCGCGCGGGGGAUCCGCGAGAGGAGCCCCGAGAGCCUCCGCGACCUCCUUUGCAGAGCGCAGGCUCGCACAGGAAAGCGGAGAGCAGCAGGCAGGUCCAGCAUGUUGCAACCAGCUGCUUCAUCCCCGACAUCUAUGCAAGAAGAAGAAAUAAGGCCACAGGAGUGAUAUAACCAAACUUUUUUUUUCUUAUGUUGCGUGGCACAGAUGAACAAUACGACUCGUUGAGCGUGAGCAUCACCUCCAGCCCAUCGUGAUAUUUGCGCUGCACUGAGAUCAGAGAUGAUGGGAUCUGAGGUGUGAUGUGCUCAGUGCUGCUGAACAUAUUCUCAGCAAAGACUGAUGUCCGUCCAUGUUGUACAGCAUGCUCGUAAGAGAAUUAUAUAAAAUGAAAUAAAAUAUUUAUUUAUUUCGAACACCAAAAUUGUCGGUGCAUGGAAUAAAAGCCCUUCCAGUGGGCAAUUAUGGAUAAAACACUGACAGUGUCUCUGAUAAUAGGCCCUAAUUUAAAAGGCAUGUCUGCGUUUUAGUAUAUAAAUGUCUAAUUAUAAUUGAGUGUGCAAAUAAUGUUGGAGAAUUAACGUUUGUUCAUAAUUAAAUGCAACUAGGGGAUUAGAGGCAUUUCUUUGCAUUGUUACAUUGUUACUAUUCAUUUGCAUAUGAUGCUCAGCCCCGUCUCGUAAAUUAGCCUAGAUAAUCAUCUGUCGUCUGAACGACUCACGUUUAAAAAUAAUGCAGCCUCACUCAGGGGGAUUUUGCAUAACAACAUAUAGAUUCAUGCUUACCUUAUUGCUGUUGUCCUUGCUGAUGUGGCCCACGGAAGAUACAGCGGAUUGUCUCUGAUGGAGGCGCGCUUGCCCAGACGACUCCGAUAACGCGCAGCGCGCUCUUGAAGGCGCGUCAGAUUAUUAAAAAGAAUGGCUUUAUCUGUUCAUUUCAUUUAUUAUUUUCAUAACCAGUUGUAAUACUCUUUAUUUCUUUAUAAUUUUGUUCAUAGUUAUUUUUUUUAACCAAGCUAAAAUUCUCUGAAAAAUCACGCUCUAGACUAGCGACACCGAUGUUCCACUUCACUAUUAAACUGCAGAUCUUGUGGUUACCAGCUCCUCUUCUGUGUUGAUAUACUGUACGUUUAAGUCGAAUCUUAAACAUUCCCAAGCCUUUUUUAUGCUUCACUUAUCUGGAAAUUAACUUAUAAAACUGCAAAGGUGCUGAAACAUUGUUUACAGCUGCCUUUGAUUUAUAAUUACGGGAACAUCCCAUAUUUUUAAUCAUGUAUACACAUUGAAUUGACCUAAAAUGCACCAAUAAAGUCAUGUCUUCUGAUGUCUAA
This is a messenger RNA of Gambusia affinis (western mosquitofish), 3824 nucleotides long. It is a transcript of the gene mtg1, whose product is annotated as mitochondrial ribosome-associated GTPase 1. The coding region runs from base 235 to 1194 and encodes 319 amino acids. The transcript is spliced from 11 exons. Gene Ontology annotation, molecular function: GTP binding; GTPase activity. Gene Ontology annotation, cellular component: mitochondrion. Lineage: Eukaryota; Metazoa; Chordata; Actinopteri; Cyprinodontiformes; Poeciliidae. The record is from RefSeq and is a predicted model, not a curated record.